Molecule: messenger RNA, 609 nt
Organism: Naegleria fowleri
Lineage: Eukaryota; Heterolobosea; Eutetramitea; Acrasida; Naegleriidae
Exons: 2
Coding region: 1-609 (202 amino acids)
Biological process (GO): protein folding; microtubule-based process; tubulin complex assembly
Cellular component (GO): cytoplasm; prefoldin complex
Molecular function (GO): tubulin binding
Source: RefSeq, a predicted model, not a curated record
AUGUCAUCAAGCAGCAACGAUUAUAUUUUGCACGGUUUUCCCGACAGCUAUCAAAGUCCAAGAAAAAUUCCAAAGGCUGAUUUUAUUGAAGAUGUAGAGGCAUUGGUGAACAAGAAAGGUUCUUCCGAUGUUCAAGACACAAUCUCUCAAAUCUAUAGAGAUCAAAAUCAAAAACAUCAACAAUAUCAAAUCUUUGAAUAUCGUUUGCAUGAAGCUCGUGAGCAAUUAAAAGUGAAAAUUCCAGAUAUUAAAAAGACUAUUGAAGCUGUCAAAUUCUUAAAGAAGAGCUUUGAAGGGGAUGAUGAAACGGAUGCUUCAGACAAGAUUGAAACUCACUUUAAACUUGAUGAAACUGUUUUUGCUGAGGCAAUCAUUCCUAAAACUGAUCGUGUUGCUCUCUGGUUGGGGUGUGAUAUUAUGGUUGAAUAUUCUUUGGAUGAAGCUAUGGAAUUACUCAAUAAGAAUGUCACAUUGGCAGAACAAAAGUUAAGUGAAAUCAAUGAAGAUAUUGCAUAUCUUAAGGAACAAAAGACCACGACGGAAGUGAACAUGUCUCGAGUUUACAAUUAUGGUGUGAAGAAGAGAAAUGAAAGUAAAAAACAACAAUAA